This is a messenger RNA of Epinephelus lanceolatus (giant grouper), 5001 nucleotides long. Its product is annotated as homocysteine-responsive endoplasmic reticulum-resident ubiquitin-like domain member 2 protein. NCBI's taxonomy places the organism in Eukaryota, Metazoa, Chordata, Actinopteri, Perciformes, Serranidae. The record is from RefSeq and is a predicted model, not a curated record. Gene Ontology annotation, biological process: endoplasmic reticulum unfolded protein response. Gene Ontology annotation, molecular function: protein binding.
AAGAAGACCAACACCCAGGUUCACUCAGGGGCUUGGAGUUAAAGUAGGCUGUGUCUUUCGGUCACCGGAGGUAAACAAGGCACCAGCUGUAAACCAUCUAAAGUAAACACCUUGCAGCUGUAGAUAAACACCAGACUUUACAAUAACAUUAAAGCUUCGCUCCAAUAGCGUCAGAAACACAUUAGAAAACUAGAGGAACUGUAGUCUUCACCCUCUGUUAUCCACUGGAGACAAAUGGUUUCAAGUUAUGGAUCAAGGUGUUGUGGACAGUCCUGUCACCCUUGUCAUCAGGGCACCCAACCAGAAGUACAAUGACCAGACCAUCAACUGUUGCCAGAACUGGACUGUAGAGAAACUCAAAGCACACCUGUCAGAUGUAUACCCAAGCAAACCAAGCUCCAAAGACCAGAGGCUGGUGUAUUCUGGGAAGCUGCUUUUGGAUCACUUUACCUUAAAAGAUGUGCUCAGAAAGCAGGAUGAAUACCAUAUGCUCCAUCUGGUGUGCGCCUCACGAACCCCUCCCAGCUCCCCGAAGCCCCCCCGCAGCCGCAGUAACAAGCCUCAGGAGAAUUCAGCCGGUCCCACGCCCCUUCAGAACUCUGCUGCUCCAUCCACUGGUCAACACAGUCAGUCAUCCACAGGAGAGAGCAGUGAUGGACUAGGACAGCGAACUGGACCUUUGCCUUACCACCAGAUGUAUCCGCAAUUUAUGCACAGCUGGAAUCAUUACUCCCCACAGUCAACUCCUCCCACAACCAUGCCCACUUAUUACAACCCCAUGACACUAAUGUGGUGGCAGCAGUUGUACGCCCAGCAGUAUUACAUGCAUUAUCAGUUACUGGCUGCCUCCUCUCAACACCUCAGGCCAGACCAACCCUCAACUCACUCUAACCAGGCUGACCCGCUGAGCCAGAGGCCUCAGGCAGAUCGCCACGGCAACCCGGAAGUCCAGAUGAACGCCCAGGGAGGGGAGAUCCUGAACGAGGAAGAGCUGAACCGGGAUUGGCUGGACUGGGUGUACACAUUUUCACGUGCCGCGAUCUUGCUUAGUAUAGUCUACUUCUACUCCUCCUUCAGCCGGUUUGUCAUGGUGAUAAUGGCCAUGCUGGUGCUUUACCUGCAUCAGGCUGGCUGGUUUCCCUUCAACCUGGAGAACGAACUCCAGCUUCCUGGAGACAGAGUCAAUGAGGACGAUAUGGAGGGAGAGCCACAAAACCAUGACUUACAGGAAACGGAGGGAGCGAUGGAUGAUGGCUCGGACGAUGAUGGGGAAAGUGGGGAGGAAGGAGCAGAAGAUCCAAACAGCGCCCCAAACACAGGCUUUCUGUCCUCCACGUGGUCGUUCAUCAUAACCUUCUUCAUGUCACUGAUCCCAGAGGGACCUCCAGAUGCUGCUAACUGAACCACGAGCUGCCACAGUUCUCCACAAGGGCACAUAGUUUCUUUAAGAGGAGGAAGGAGGAUGAAUGUCCUACUUGCUCAGGAAAACUGUUUCCGUUGCAGUACAGUGGUAUAGUUUCCCAGUAGUGUACUUAACUACAUAUCUCAGACUUUGAGCCAAAUACAAGUGACUGAUUCAACCUGAAAAGAGAUCAAUGGUCACUUGAUACAGAAGUUGUUGUGUUUGACUGCACAAAUACAAAAAUUGACACGAACAUUAGUUUAACUGCUAUAAACAAGGAUUGCUUGUGAUUCCUUGUAAAUAUAGUCAAAAUAAUAUUAGUGUCUGCCAAUGCAUUGUUUCUGUAAUUAAUAAAAUAGGGACAGCAGGCACAUUUACAAUAUAAAGAAAAAUAAUAUUUGUAUUUAACAACCUAAAUUUUGUUUUUUUCUUUGUAAGAAGUUGCAGUCUUUGUUGAAAUGGUUCUGUUGGAAUUUUAAUGAUUUUUUGUAAUGGUGGACGUAUCCAAAUAAGAAAUCUUAUUUUAAAUGGGCCACCUUAGUCCAAAGGCUGAACUACAGUGAAUAAUCCUGAGACAUGUAGUGCUUGUGAUGAUUGACGUGAGUGAUUUUGGCCUGAGAGUUUAUAAAAUGUGUCUGAACACAUUGUGUACUGUGUUGGAAGUACAUCCAGCUGUGAUGUUUGCUACAGAUUGGGAUUUUUACUUAAGUGAAACAAUGUACCACUAACUCUUUGACAGCCUGAAAGAACUGAGUGAAGAACUGAUUUUCCACAGUUUAAUGGAAUAUCAAACAGGAAUGUUGUUGGGAUUGAAGUCGUGGCACAGAGCGACAAGAGACACUUUAAAAUUUCCUACUGUUACAUAAAGCACUGCUACAAUUCAGAGUUGGUGUAGGACAAAACUUAGACCUCUUGAGUGUGUGAAAAUGGCUGCUGUUACCUUCGACAUGUUGUGUACCAAUAAUAUUAAACCUUCAGUCAUUUUCAUUUCAUUUAUUUGUUUAUUUGUACAGAGACAGUGCACAUUAAUGAACAUUUCUGUAAAUGUGCCAGUUUCAGCUGAGUGGCUAGUUUCCAACUGCAGUCCCCAGGCAAAGUGUUACAUGCCAGCUAAAUGGAAAAAAAAACAUUACAAUAGACAUUUCGUAAUAACAGUAAAAUAUACAGCACAUAUAAAAGCACAUGGAUCAGAAGAGAAGGCAUAACACACAGUAAAAGACAAGAAGUGGCACAUAAAUCACAAUGGAAAGCACAUCAAGCACAUUAAAAGACAGGAAAAUAAGCUUCAGCCAGCAGGUAGGCUACAUCAGGCAAACAGACAAACAUAGUAGCCAUGCAACAUAUUGGCAGGACACCAGGAACAAAGCAAUACAGAACAAUACAAAACAAAAUGCAAUGCACAUUUAAGCAACAUGUAAGCAAGCGAAACAGACAAGCAGAUAGGCAGUCAAGCAGGCAACAUGGAGGCAGAGAGGCACGCAAGCAAAUAGACAGAGUUAUAGGAUUAAUGUGGACUACUGAUUGUUAUCGCAGGCCUGAUUAUCUUUUAACCAUAUAUUUAGAGUGUGUUUGAAAGCUUUGUGUGUUUCAAUAUUGCGAAUGUGUGGUGGUAAUGACUUCCAGAACUGGGCAGCUGGCACUGAGAAGGCUGACUGGCUGAAGGAACUUUUUCUCAGUGGUACGAUGAGGGUAGUUGUUGAGGCCAAUCUGGUCAGUCUGCUGCUCAAUGUAAAAAAAGUCAGCGGUGGUGGUGGAGCCAAACCAUGGAGAAUUUUGAAAACUAGAUUUACGUUGUGAAAUUUUACAGUGUUAUCCCAGCUUAAAAGGACAUUAUUGUCCAGGAUACUGCAGUGAUGAUAACGAAAAGAUUUCUUGUCCAGAACUUGGUAGUGUAGUCUUGUGGUAUUAAAUGUUUUUCUCUGGAUUCUUACUCAUGCAUAGAGCAAUACAUGAUCACAGCGACUUACUAAAGCUGAUCUAUAGCAAACAACCUUUCAAGCAAAUCCAUAGUCACAGACCAAUUGUCACCUGUUACAAGUCUUUUUCUCAUCUUUACGCCCCAACAAAAUCAAACAUGUUUAAUAUUAUUCUAAGUUUUUAUUCUUGUCUUAUUGAAAUACUGAAAUUCAAGGAGGUCAAUGUUGUCAACCAAUAGCUGCUCUCUCUCCAGCACCAAACAGGAAGCAGCAAGCAUGGUCUCCUCCUACUGAAAUAGUGGCUCUAACAAACUGGUAGCAAAAAUCCAAAAUGUAAAGUUUCUACACAAAUACGGUUUAUGGAUUGAUGCAAAAUCGACAAGUACACUUUCGACAUAUGAUGCCCUUCAUUCUGUGUUUUUAGAGUUGUGUUUUUGCGAGCAUGUAAGGAAUUGUUAAUAUGUCAUAUUUCUUCAAGGGAGUUUGGCAUAUUGUUUUCCACCAGGGACAAGAUGGCAAAUAAUCUCAAAUUAAAUCUAGUUGUAGUGUUGCAAAUAUAUUGACCCUGCAGGUUCCUGAGUCUUUGCACAAUCUUUAAGUGUGUGACCAAAAACUUGCAUUGUUUUUAGAUGUAACAGGGUGUCAGACUUCAGUCUUUUAGAGGCAUUUCCAAAGUCUUCUAGUGUAUCCUAAUAGUCCUGGGCCACAGCAGCACAGGUCCUAAACCUGUUAAACUGACUACUUUAUGGACUCAGGUCAUCGUUAACUACACUGUUAAAGUUGUUGUCUGAAAACAUGUGGCUCAAACCAGUGCUGCCUCCACAUUUGAAUGCAUGCUCAAAAAUAAAUAUAUCGUACGUGGCAAUUCUGGGGUUCAAGCCAGUAUGGCAUAGCUGUGCAAUGCUUCAAUUAGCCCUGUUUUUGGGUGUGCGUGGGUGGGAGCCGACUCUCACCAACUGUCCCACGUGCAAAGCCUAAACUCCCGGAACCACUGGGGUCUCAUAAUAAACAGAGACAGAAGAGAGCAGGACUAGUCAUGAGAAUAAUGUUGCUAUGAGACAGUGACAGGAAUAAGGGGUUAAAUAAAACAAAAAGACUGCAGCCUAUUGAUAUAAAACAGUAUUGUCUUUCCUUGCCUGCAAUUUAAAUCAGUGGCCUUUCUCACUCCCUUUAAAAUAUGAUGAGACAUAACAGGUGCAAAGUUUUACGGUCAUGGCACCAUUUGGUGUUACCUAUAGCUAGCUAGCCACAUCCUAAGAUUCUCAUUGAUCACAUUACAUGAAUCUUGAAACAUCAUUGUGCAAAGUAACCUAAAUCAAAGCUAAUGUUUACCAACAUGCUUCAGAAUGAUAAUUUUUUGUAGUUUAUUUUUAUUAUUUGUUCAGAUUAGAAGCUUAUUAAAAAGCAUUCUGAAAAUAAAGGGGGAAAAACACUGGUCAUGUGAUCUAAUCAACUUUAACACACUUUGGCAAUCAUUAAGAGUCAUGAAAUCAGUUUUCUACAACAUUCAGGCAUAUUUAGCGCUGAUUUUGUGGCCAUUUAAAAAAAAUGGCUGCCAUGGCCCUCAGGGGCCAAAUAUGCAGGGCCCCAAUAUCUAAGUUUUUGCAUGUAUGGUUGUAGUGUGUGUAUAUAUGGGGAGUUGUUUAAAGGUGGAAGACAUAAAUAAACACAUGAAUACUUGAA